Messenger RNA from Stylophora pistillata, 1672 nucleotides. Its product is annotated as cobalamin binding intrinsic factor. NCBI's taxonomy places the organism in Eukaryota, Metazoa, Cnidaria, Anthozoa, Scleractinia, Pocilloporidae. Gene Ontology annotation, molecular function: cobalamin binding. The record is from RefSeq and is a predicted model, not a curated record. Gene Ontology annotation, biological process: cobalamin transport.
UGGUAAUGUGAUAUGGAACGGAUUAACCUCUGCACUUCCUCUAGAACAUAUGCUUUUUGUCGGCGCACUCGAAAAUAGAAUCUGAAGAGACACGCUUUUUAUCAGAUCAUAUAACUGUGAAGAAGAAUUUUUCGCAAUCAUGAACUUCCAACUGUUGACGAUCCUAGUGAUUGCUGCCCUUUUCUCUCAAGCCAGAGGAUAUUGCGGUGCCAGACUUCUGCGAACAAGCAUCACGCGCGCAGCCAUCAGAGCUGCCGAAUGGUUAAAGAAUCAACAAAACAAAAAUGGAAGUUACGGGUUGGGUCACGUGAGUGCGUUUGCAUUCAACUCUCUACGUCUUACUGGUCACUCUGUGAGCACUGGUGCUAAGCAUCUGAAUGCGGAGCUCACUAAAGCUGACAUCGGUUCACUGACCGGGGGAAGGGUAGCACUUUAUAUACUUGGAGCCUUGGCCACGUGCAAAGACCCCAGCCGCUUUUAUGAUGUUAAUUUGGUUAGAAGCCUGAGAGACAAACUAAACAAGUUCCCUCAGUUGGGAUUUAAUCACUCUUUUCAAUACAGCCUGGCUGUAAUGGCUCUCUGUAGCAGCAACACAACUCUGAACAGGCAAAUGCUUGGCUAUGUGGAUGAAAUCCGUAAGAAGGUGGUAAUUGAAUCGAGCGUUGCCAGUUACCAUGUAUCCGAGACGCUUGCAAUGCAAAUAAUGGCGUUGACCUGUGUUAAGAAUUCCAUAAAAGGACUGAACAAGAAGAUACUUGAAAAGAAAAUCCAUAGAGCUGUUCAUUUGGGAGGUAGAAAAUUUCUCAAGGCUCAAAUCAACGACAGCACGUUUGGGGGAAACGAAGUCACAGCAGCUCUUGCUUCUCAGGCUCUUUUAGCAGCCAAAGGGAAGACAAAAAAGUGUUCUGAGACUUUACGCUGGCUGGUGUCUCGUCAAAAACCUGAUGGAUCCUUCAUUAACUUGCUCAGCACACUAUAUGUCACACCGGCCUUGAUCGGAGCACUACCCUACGAUGUCAAAGACAUAGUGUGUCUUAAAACUACAGAUGAAAGAGAACAACAGAAUAUAACCGUCUGCGUUGAGCUCAGGUUCGUCGACACUAACAAAGACACCGAAGGAAAAACUCCUCCACCCACCAAGUGCGUGACAGUAGCAAAUGGCACUAAUGCUCACAACAUCCUGAAAGAAGCCGCUAAAAAACAUCCAUGUUAUGCAUUCACCACCCAAACCUCCACAUACGGCCAUUCGGUGACAUCCAUCUGUGGCGUCCAACGCAGACCUGUCGAUAAAUUCUAUUGGAUGAUCUACAUAGACGAAGAAACAGCCCCUGUGGGAGUGGAUGAACUGAAGCCUGCUCAUGGAUCCACUCUCAGUUUUCGGUAUAAACAACUGCACUGGCGGUAGUCAAGUUAAGCUGUGUGGACGCCCUGAUGUGUUUCAAGUUCUUCCGAAAUAUAGAGUUCUUUCAUCGGCAGAAGAUAAUAAACAUUUAGAUAUAUUUUGAUCUGAUUUUUUUUUUUUUAAGGUGGGUGCUGGUUUUAAAUAGGGUUGUUAAACAACAAAUCUUUAGUUGCCACCUUAAUUCUUGGAUGAGUGGUAACUCUGAACCUAUCCUAGGGAGCUAAAGGUACACGAAGCUAAAAUAAAAGAUAUUUUAAAGAGUUUGUAGAA